Molecule: messenger RNA, 3861 nt
Organism: Anopheles darlingi
Lineage: Eukaryota; Metazoa; Arthropoda; Insecta; Diptera; Culicidae
Product: xanthine dehydrogenase/oxidase-like
Exons: 6
Coding region: 1-3861 (1286 amino acids)
Molecular function (GO): iron ion binding; oxidoreductase activity; 2 iron, 2 sulfur cluster binding
Source: RefSeq, a predicted model, not a curated record
AUGCAGCAGGCCAAAUUUACCAUCAACGGGAAACCGUACGAAUUUUCUGCACUUUCUUCGGAGGAUCUACCGGUGGACACUUCGCUGAACACGUUCAUACGAACCCGGGCGAAUCUGAAGGGGACUAAGUUCCUCUGCCUCGAGGGAGGCUGCGGAGUGUGCAUUGUUCAUAUCGAAGGAACGCAUCCGGUAACCAGGCAACGGACCGCUUUCUCCGUCAACUCGUGUCUGUUCACGGUGUUGUCUUGCCAUGGCAUGGACGUGCGAACGGUGGAAGGCAUCGGUUCGAAGCUGGCCGGCUAUCAUCCAGUUCAGGAGCGGUUGGCCCAGAUGAACGGCACACAGUGUGGCUAUUGUUCCCCCGGUAUGGUGAUGAGUAUGUAUGGGUUGUUGGAAGCGAAGGGAGGCAGUGUGACGAUGGCUGAGGUGGAGCAGGCUUUGGCCGGCAACAUUUGCCGCUGUACCGGUUACCGCCCUAUCCUGGAUGCGUUAAAAUCGUUCGCUGUGGACACACCCGCUCGGGCACUUCGAUCGUCCACCGGUCAAUGCUUGGCCGAUAUUGAAGAGCUUCCACGCUCCUGUGAUGUACCCUGUGCUAGCGGUAGUGAGCCGCCCUGUUCGGCGCGCACUUGCUUCGAUCAACCCGUCUCGGUACGUUGCCCAGACAACCGCCAAUGGUACCGUGUACGGACGGUGGAUGAAGUGUUCGAGAUAUUGGCACCCUUGGAACCCGAUGCGUUUAUGUUGGUGGCGGGAAAUACAGGCCACGGAGUAUACCGUAGGUCACCGAAGCUGCGUGUCUUUGUGGAUAUACGCAACGUGGAGGAGCUGCAUAACUACUGGAUUGGGAGCAGUCUAAUCGUCGGUGCCAACGUACCGCUUACCGAGUUCAUCGAGAUACUGCGUGAAGCCGCUAGAAAAGACAGGCGGUUCUCGUACUGUAAGGAGGUAGCGCAGCACGUGGAAGACGUAGCACAUCCGGCCGUCCGAAAUGUUGGUACGAUUGCCGGAAACCUGGUGCUUAAGUAUCGCCAUCCGGAGUUUCCCUCAGAUCUGUUCGUGUUGUUUGAAGCCCUUGGCGUUGAGAUGACCAUCGUCGGAGCAAAAGGAUCGAUUCAUAAGCUGCUACCGGAGCGGUUCCUUGGAUUCGAUCUGCGGAAGCGCAUCAUCCUGAAUAUCACGCUGCCCGCGCUGGAUCCGGAGGUAUCCGUGUUCCGGUCUUACAAGAUCGCACCGAGAGCCCAAAACUCGAAGGCGUAUGUAAACGCUGGCUUUCUGGUGCGUCUGUGUCCGCGCAAAGUGAACGUCGAGUACGCGCGUCUCUGCUUCGGUGGCAUCGAUGCCAGUUUCUGUCAUGCCACCGCCACGGAGGAGUUCGUAAAGGGUAAGAAUCUGUUCAACAACAUCGAUCUACAGGAAGCUCUGGCCACCCUGAACGGUGAACUACCGUUCAACGAGCAGCUCCGACUACCGAGCUCUUCGUACCGGCGCCAGGUGGCUGUUGGACUGUUGUAUCGUUUCGUGCUGCAGCUCUCACCACGUGAUCGUCGCGUGGCAAACCCACUGGUGCGUACCGGUGGUAACCCGCUGAUCAGACCUCUCUCGCACGGUAUUCAAUCGUUCGACACCUAUCCUUCCAACUGGCCACUGACCCAGGCACUGCCGAAGCUUGAGGCACUUCACCAGACGGCCGGUGAGUUGGUUUACCUGAACGAUCUACCAUCUCGGCCGGAUGAACUAUCCGCUGCCUUCGUCCUAGCGACCAAAGCCCGCUGUAGCAUCACGGGCAUCGAUGCCGGCCCCGCCCUUGCCCUGUCCGGUGUUGUAGGGUUCUACUCCGUCACUGAUCUACCCGGUGUGAACGAUUUCGGUGGGCUCAAGGGUAGCAGUAAUACGACCUUCCCCUACAACAACGUACCGGAGCUAAUUUUCUGUGAAGGACGUGUGCUCUACCACGGUCAACCGAUCGGUGUUCUAGUGGCCAACACCUUCGCGAGGGCUCAGGAGGCGGCCAAACUGGUAGUAAUAACCUACGGACCACCGGAUGGUCCGAUCCUACCGACGGUCGCAGAUGUAAUGGCCGUUGGUGCGACGGAGCGGAUAGCAACCGUUGAAUCGGAUGUCAUCGGGCGCAACUAUCACCGGGCCUCUGUCGAUCGUCCAGAAACUAUGCAACUACGCGGAUCGUACGAGUUCGGGAGUCAAGCCCACUUUGCCACUGAGCCUCACGCCUGUCUGUGCAUACCGACUGAAGACGGACUGGAAGUGUAUAGUACUACCCAAACGAGCCAACUAGUACAUCUAGCUGUCUCGAAGGCACUGGCGAUACCUCAGAAUACGGUCAACGUGAUCGUUCCUCCUGUUGGCGGUUCAUUCGGUGGUAAAAUGACUCGUUCAGGAUUAAUAGCAUGUACAGCUAGCUUAGCAGCUCUUCAUACGAAACGCCCCGUCAGAAUGGUCGUUCCGUUCGAGACGAUCAUGCAAGCGAUCGGGAAGCGGAUCGGUGCGCACUGUGAGUACAGUGUCCACUUUGAUGCGCAGUCGGGCCGGAUCGUAAAGUUGCAGAACGAGCACACGCAAGACUUCGGUUGCUCGAGCUACGAAUCGAUGGCCAUACUAUUCCGGGAGGCAUUCAAGAACUGCUACAACGGCACGGACCUUUGGCGUUUGCAGCUGAAGGGUGCAGUUACGGAUGCCCCGAGCAAUACCUGGCUACGAUCGCCAGGUACCGCGGAAGCGAUCGGCACCAUCGAAACAAUCAUGGAGCAUAUUGCGUUUACCACCGGGCUCGAUCCACUGGCCGUCCGGCUAGCGAACAUGGAUCCGUCGAGCAGAAUGGCCACUUUGCUCCCUGCCUUCCAGCGGGAUGUCGAUUUCCUGGUACGGAAGGCGGCUAACGAUCGCUUUAAUGAGACCAAUCGCUGGAAAAAACGGGGGAUCUCGAUUGUACCAACGGCUCACCCCAUAACAUAUUUUGGAGGAAUAAAUGCCUGGGUCUCGAUCUAUCACGUGGAUGGUUCCGUGGCCAUCACACACGGUGGCAUCGAGAUGGGGCAGAGCAUAAAUACUAAAACGGCCCAGGUGGCCGCUCACAUACUUGGUAUCCCGCUGGCCAAGAUCUCGAUGAAGCCACACUCGACCGUUUCCUCUCCGAACUCGUUCAUUACCGGCGGCUCAAUCGGUACCGAUCUGGUUACUUACUCGGUGAAGCGUGCCUGCGAGAUGCUGCUUGAGCGCAUCCGACCCGUACGGGACGAGAACCGGACCGCUUCGUGGGAGGCGACUGUACAGACAUGCUAUCAACGUGGUAUCGAUUUGACCGCUUCCUACUUUGUCCGCCGCUCGGACAUCCAGCCGUACACCGUGUGGGCCCUGUGCUGUGUCGAGGUAGAGCUCGAUCUUUUGACGGGUCAGGUGCAGUUGCCUCGGGUUGACAUCCUGGAGGAUACGGGCGAAAGCAUGAAUCCGCUGCUGGACAUUGGCCAGAUUGAGGGAGCCUUCAUGAUGGCGAUGGGGUUGCAUCUGAUGGAGGAGCUACAGUACGAUCGGAGUACCGGAGAAUUACUUAAUUCCCGUACUUGGACGUAUAAGCCACCAAUGGCACGUGAUAUUCCGAUCGAUUUUCGCGUACGCUUGUUGCAGAAGAGCUCCAAUGCAGCCGGUGUGCUGCGAUCAAAGACAACGGGAGAGCCGGCGUACAAUCUGGGAGUGACGGUGGCGUUUGCAUUGCGGUACGCGCUUUGGGCCGCCCGUCGGGAUGCUGGAUUGCCGCGAGAGUGGCUUGACCUAGGAACAUCACUGACAGUGGAGAAGAUCCUCUCCCUCACUGGCAAUACGAUCGAUCAGUUCGUGCUUCACUAA